AUGACUGUCGAAGAACAACCCGUCCAAGUCGUUGCUGCUACUGAAACAACAACUGCUGGCACUGAUGCCACUGUCAGUGGCACUAAAAGACCUAUUGAAGAAGUUGUUGCAAAGUCUGUAGACGGCAAUGACAAUGAGAAGGAAGAAGUGGAAGAGAAGGAAGAAGAAAAUGAUGAUGUUGAGGUGACUAACGAAGUUGGUGAGAUUGAAGAAAAGAAGAAUAAAAAGUUGAAGGUUGAUGAUAAGAAGGAAGAAGAAGAAGAAGAUGAUGAUGCAGUAGAUGAAAAGAAUGAAGAAGAAGAAAAGGUGGAAAAGGAUGAAGCAAAGGUUGAAAAGGAUGAAGAAGAAGAAGAGGAAGAAGAAGGUGAAGAGGAAGAAGGUGAAGGUGAAGGUGAAGAUGAAGAUGAAGAAGAAGGAAAGGCUGCAGCUGAAGAGGAGGAGGAUGAAGAAGAUGAAGAUGAAGAAGAAGCUGCUGCUGUUACUGAAGAAUAA
Molecule: messenger RNA, 492 nt
Organism: Magnusiomyces paraingens
Lineage: Eukaryota; Fungi; Ascomycota; Dipodascomycetes; Dipodascales; Dipodascaceae
Exons: 2
Coding region: 1-492 (163 amino acids)
Source: RefSeq, a predicted model, not a curated record